UGUCAGGGCACAUUUUAAGGUUACGUUUUUCCAUUGUUGUUGUUUACAUUUUCCGAACGGUUGUUUUUCUUGGCAUUUUGCUCCAAUGGCCAACAAAAAGAUUCUGAAUCAAAUCUCCCUGAUGAUGUAUGGCUUCGGAGACAGCGACCAGCCAGAUCCAGCCACUGUGGAAUUGGUGGAAAGCAUCGUGAAAAGCCAGCUAAGAAGCAUCGUAAAUGAGGCUCUAAAAUACAAUUCUGGGCCAGUUCUUAAAGGGGAAUCUCUGGUCUUCCUUUUGAGGCACAACAAGUAUAAAAUGCAGCGGUUUGUUCGAUACCUUAAAACGAGACAAAUCACGGCUAAAUGCGGCGCUGUGAAUUCCCCAGUGGUGGAGGUAGUGGAAGGACCAAAAAACAACAAGCUUCUGGACUUUGUACGGUUUCUAGACGAAACCGGAGAAUUCCUCGAUAUAUCUGAGGUGGACGAGACCAAACUGAAUCGAAUGCUUCGUGCUGAUCAGAUAUCGAAGAGCAUCAGCAAGGAGAAGUAUAUGGAAUAUCAGCAAGCCCGCAUUGCGUCCUUUAAAAAAAUACAGUCCGCAAACUCGUUCAAGAGCUGGGUGGAUCCGCAAAACGAGAUCGAGUUCGAUAAAGACGCCAUGGAUGUGCUCAGCUACUUGGCCUUUCAAACAGUCGCGGAAAUCGUCGACUAUGCGUUCUUUGUAAGGGCAGACGUAAAAUCGGUUAUCGAUCCUUUUGAGACAAUUGCGGGCACUUCUUGCACGACUUCAAUCUUCAAGCCGCAUGGAGCUGCAGGUCCAGGCAGCGCUCCGUCCAAAGUUUUUCCCUACCAAGUGCCGAUUCGCGUGCAUGAAGUACAAGAGGUGAUGCGACGCGUUCACAAUCCUCAAGCCGGCAAAUUGAACUUUGGCGGGCCAAUGCCGGAGACGCACUUUUUGUUGGCCUUGUAGUUUUGGGCGAAAAUACAGAUUUGGAUUACUGCGUUUGA
Dendroctonus ponderosae (mountain pine beetle) is the source of this 987-nucleotide messenger RNA. Its product is annotated as transcription initiation protein SPT3 homolog. The transcript has 4 exons. Lineage: Eukaryota; Metazoa; Arthropoda; Insecta; Coleoptera; Curculionidae. Gene Ontology annotation, molecular function: transcription coactivator activity; protein heterodimerization activity. Gene Ontology annotation, biological process: transcription by RNA polymerase II. Bases 86 to 949 code for a protein of 287 amino acids. The record is from RefSeq and is a predicted model, not a curated record.